AUGGUAUGAUCUGACACUGCGUAUGUGAAGCGUGAGGUAGUCGAGAAACUUCACGAAUUCGGUUAGAUAGAUGUUAAAAAAAACAGAUAAAAACUUUCCGAUGUAACUCAUAACUGAUAGCAGUAUCAUGCCCAGGAAGAAGCCGUUUAGCAAUAAACAGAAGAAGAAGCAACUUCAAGUGAAGCGGGAGAGAAGAAGAGGGGACACUGGCUUCAUUGGCAACAGUCGAAAUGCGAGUUGUGAACGAGUUAAGGAGAGAGACGGACAGUCGGACACGACAGAUAGCGAGACUACGGACGUGAAGAGGAUCAAUCAGCAACCAGCCGAGAGAGAUGGGACCUAUGACCUGAACAGAUUCCGCUUGCACUUUGAGAGGGAGAGCAAGGAGGAGAUCGAGAGACGGAAGGGAGUAGCCAGAGAGAGGAUUCUUCGCUCGGUGGCAGAGAAGGAUCUAGAGAUGGAUAUCAAUGACAUCUAUCCAGCAGAGAAACGUCUGGAUUUUCCACGCAGACCUUCCUGGCAUUAUGGGAUGGCUCGUGAAGAGCUCCUCAGGAAGGAAGAGAAGUCAUUCCGGGAGUUCCUGACAGCGCUACAUGGUCGCAAUGAGCUGAGAUCCCUUAGCCACUUUGAGCACAACCUAGAGACAUGGCGACAGCUGUGGAGAGUGUUGGAGAUGUCAGAUGUUGUCCUGCUCAUUGUAGAUAUCAGAUAUCCAGUUCUCCACUUCCCUCCAGCUCUGUACAAUUAUGUCACCAACGAGCUUCACAAGCAGGUGAUCCUGGUUCUGAACAAAGUGGACCUUUGCCCCGCUCCUCUGGUCCUGGCCUGGAGACACUACCUGUCGUCCCGCUUCCCCAGUCUGCACUGUGUCUGUUUCACCUCUCAACCAGGGCAGGCUUAUGACACAGUGCUUCAGAAGAGGAGGAGGAAGAAGAAGCUUGGCUGGAAUCAAGCAGCAGGGCCUGUACAGAUCCUGCGAGCCUGUCAGGACAUCGUUGCUGGGAGAGUGGAUCUAAGUAGCUGGGAGCAGAAGAUACAGAGAGAUGUUUCUACUAGCUGCCUGGAUGAGGAUGUACCAGAAGACGUGCAGACUGUGUUGGUGGAGCACCAGAGCGAUGUUGCCAUGGAGAUGCAGAGCUCUUCCCAUGAGCUCUACAAAGAUGGGGUGUUCACCCUUGGCUGUAUUGGAUUCCCGAAUGUGGGAAAGUCUUCUGUGUUAAAUGGCCUUGUGGGAAGGAAGGUAGUGAGUGUAUCACGCACGCCAGGCCACACAAAGUACUUCCAGACUUACUAUCUGACCCCCACCGUCAAGUUGUGCGACUGUCCUGGCUUGGUUUUCCCCUCGCUCGUGACCAAGCAACUGCAGAUCUUGGCUGGCAUUUACCCGGUGGCUCAACUCCAGGAACCCUACAGCUCUGUGGGCUACCUGUGUGAAAGGACCCCCUUCCACUCUGUCCUUAAGCUCAAACACCCCAACCAGGAAGGGGGGGAUUUAGGAGGAGAGGACCAAUGGACAGCCUGGGACGUGUGUGAAGCCUGGGCUGAGAGGAGAGGGUACAAAACAGCCAAGGCGGCCAGGAACGACGUGUACCGAGCUGCAAACAGCCUUCUGCGGCUGGCCAUAGAUGGCAGGAUCUCCCUUUGUCUCACCCCCCCGGGGUACUCGGUCCAGAGAGCUGCGUGGGAGUCCCACCCGGAUCUCUCAGAAAUAAUCACUCUACAAGGUAGGAAUGAUGAAGAAGGGCUGGGAGAAAGGGAUGAAGAGGAUGGUGAGUCUAGCUCGGAGCCGGAAGAGGAAGGGGAUCGGGAUGCAGAUGAAGAUGAUGAUGACAGCGAUGAAGAGGAUGACAGCCUCAGGAAUCCCUUGUGGAAGGGAGGCCUCCAGGCCAAGCUGAAGGCCAACAUGUUCAGUGUCCUGGGAGAGAAUGAGUGUGAAUGAGGACCAAAGGACGGCCUUUCUCAUCUAGCUUCCAGUUCAUCUCCCCCCCACUCUGACAUUCAUUCCUGAUGCUUUCCUGACUACAUUUUUCAGACAUUCCCAUCCUGUCACAUGUUGUGUUCCUGUUUGACAAAUGCCUUUUAAAUCCCAAGCUCACUCCCAUGAAUCAGUCUCUGUCCCCCGCCUCAGACACACUCCUUCCCAUUCUGAAAGAAUCACGCUGAGUUGCCAGACCGAGCCCUUAUUUUUCCCAUAAAAAUGUUAGCAUCUGCCCAGUGUCUUUCCACAUCUCCAGCUUUCCACAUUUGAUUUGGCGCGUUGCAGUAUUGUGCAUUAUUUAAUGAAUUUGUCUGUCCUCUUGGUUCACAAAGUCCCAGAUGAUGCAAUCAUUGAUUGGUUAACAAUCAGUAAUCUUGCCAAAGGCCCAUUUGAUGCUUUCCAGGGACAGAUCAGUUUCCUGAAGCCCUGGAUGCUGGUGUGGGGGCUUCUAGUCCUUUACUCUAUAGUUGAAGUAGUGUUAUAGCUACAGCAGCACUGUAUAGCUCUCUGUUGUCCACAGGACUUUAUUAUGCCAUGUAACUUUUCGUGCAUGGUUGUACAGGUCUUGUAUGAACUUCCGCAGUACCGAGCAGUAGUUCUGUGGUGCCUUGCACAUUUUUUACUGCAAUGCAGUACUAUAUUACAAUGAUAUAGUCCUGUAUUACCAGAUAUUUGCUGAAAUGUAUUGCACUGUAUAACGUACAGUAGUGCUGUGCUGGGCCUACUUUUCAAAUCUGAGUCGCAUUACUCUGGUGUCAUGCUCUGUGUGAAGUGUGAGACUAACCUGAGUUUGGGUUCAGCGUUCAUGAUUGCAUUCCUAACAUACCUGAGUGAAAGAACUGGAUAUUUUCUGCAAUAAAAUGAAUGCAUUGGCAUGA
This is a messenger RNA of Paramormyrops kingsleyae, 2856 nucleotides long. It is a transcript of the gene gnl1, whose product is annotated as guanine nucleotide binding protein-like 1. The record is from RefSeq and is a predicted model, not a curated record. Lineage: Eukaryota; Metazoa; Chordata; Actinopteri; Osteoglossiformes; Mormyridae. Gene Ontology annotation, molecular function: GTP binding; GTPase activity.